Messenger RNA from Vitrella brassicaformis, 3070 nucleotides. NCBI's taxonomy places the organism in Eukaryota, Vitrellaceae. The record is from the annotation of a GenBank genome assembly.
GGCAAGGAGGACAAGCACAGAGCCCCCAUCGUGUUCCGGCAGCCGGCAUCGCCUGGGACGAGGGCCACAGGAGGACCACAGGCCAUGGCUCAGAAACAGCUCAAGCUGGCGAAUGAUCAGCUCAACGACAUCGUGACGGACCCAGCCAACAGAUUUUGUGCUGACUGCGGCGCCAAAGCACCGAGAUGGGCUUCGGUCAACCUUGGAGUGCUGGUCUGCAUCGAGUGUUCCGGCAUACACCGCAAUCUGGGCGUCCACAUCUCCAAAGUCAAGUCACUCACACUCGACAAGUGGCAGCAAAAGUGGAUUGACGUAAGCCAACCACCCAGCCAGCCAGCGGAGCGGAGCCUACCCGCGUCGGGCACUGCUUGUUUGGGUCAUGUCAGACGGUAAAGGCUAUUGGCAACGAAGUGGCUAGGGAGUACUACGAGUUCCGGCUCCCCUCAGACUACCGCAGACCCACUCAUGCCGACGGCGUCAGGUCAGGCAGGGUCAGGCAGACAGACAGACGGACAGGCCGAUUACAAGCCUGCGUUGCGUGGGUUGGCUGUGUGUGGCCGCGCCGCUUACCCUACUGCCUGCAGCGCGUUGGAGAACUGGAUCCGUUCCAAGUAUGAGAAGAAGCUGUACGUCCCGGUGGGCAAACCAGAGCCGUGGGAGCUGCUGGAGCAGGGUACGUGCACACUCGCAGAGACCAGCGCUUGCAGGGCGGGCACAGCGGCCAGCACUUAGUUGAUUCAUGGCUGCCUCCCUCGAUUUGUCUGUCGGCAGGUUUGGACCCCCGGAGCUCGGUGCAAAAUGAAGGGGAGGGGCGAUCGAAGAGCAAGUCAGUCACAGUCACGCGACAGACACUGUCCAUGCCAGGAAGAUGCUGAGAGGCCACUCACUCACUCAUCUGAUUGAUUGCAUGUGUCUGUCUGUCUGUCUCAUGUGUGUGCGGUUUGCUGCACAGGAAAGAGCGCAAGGAGAAGGCCAGACGGGAGAGGUCAGCGAGAAGUCAGUCAGUCAUGCGCGCACCUAUCUGAUGUCGGUCGAUUCAUUCAUGCCUGCCUGCCUGCCUCUGAUCCAUCCACCAGACCUGAGCCCGUGAGUGCUCCCGAGGACGAGCGUGACAGGGAGGGUGGUGGGAUGCGUAAACUGAAGCCUCCCCACGGCCCUCACGGGGCGGGCAAGUCGCGGAACAGACCCCACUCACAGGGGGGGCAGGCAGCCAGACCCAUACACAGCGACCAGGAAAGAGGGUAAGACAGACACACACACACACAGAGAGACAGAGAACUAGCCAUACACAGACAGCCGACGGCACCGCCACAGGUGGACGGACGGACGGAUGCGGCGUGUGUGUGUAUUCUGUCUGUAAACUAGGUACUCGCCGUCUCCGUUGCCGCACAUGGCGACGCGCCAGCCGGCGCCGCCGUCCCCGCAGGGGUCCCCCGUCGAUCCAUUUCAGUCAAUCGACCUCAUCGGCGGACCGCCCGCCGCAGACAACAUGCACAAGCAGCAGCAGAAGCCCCAGGAUGCGCCCAGCGACUGGCACCACAUCUGGGCAGGCGCGGAUCCCUUCAACGCCAAUCCUCAGACCGGACCACAGCAGACUGCGCCUCCCCAGCCGCUGGUUCAGCAGCAGCAGCAGCCUCAUGCAGGUCCGUCGAGUGGGCUCGACUCCAUUUUCGGUGCGCCCGAGCCGUCCAAGGCGCUGGAGGGGGAUUUUGGGUCGCUCAAGCUGACAGGCGAGAGCCCUCCUGCGCCCAUUGAGAGUGUCAUGACUCUCCCAUACGGCAACGGCACUGGCACUGCGACGGGCACCGGGGGGAUCACGGGGCCGGGGUUUGCGUCAACCGACGCGUGGGGGGGACAGCCGCAGCCCAAUCAGGGCAUCCCACACGAUCCAAUGACCUUUGGGUGGCCAAAAACAGACCGUAAGCUAAGCUAACAGCAGACACAGAGACUUUGCUGACAGGUCUGUAUGUAUGUAUGUGAUGGGUGUAUUGUAUGUGGUCAAUUCAUCAGGUCCAGCUGGUGCGGCAGAGACGGCGGCGCAGGGCCGAAGCCCGACGGCCGAGCAGCUGCAGGAACUCAAAGUGGCACAGGCGAAGGAAUCAAUCGCCAGACUCUUCACUGCACCCAAACAAAUGGGUCAGUAGAGUGCAGCCAGGGCCUUUGUCACAACGUCUAGCCAAGAGGACAUCGUGCUCUGUCUGCUGUGCCGUUGCGGCGUCCCCUUCAGGCUUCGGCACUCCUUCUUACCCCUCGAUGGUAGGUAUCCUUCUCUCGAUUGUGUUCACACUCACCUGUUCAGGUGGAGACAGUCCAUCCACGUCUCCUUGCCUGUCUUUUUGCCUGUCUCUCAGAUUCCCUAUGGCUUUGACGCUCCCACCAGCGCUUUCAAUUUUGGCACCAAGACCUUCGCUUCCGGCAGUAGUGGCGGCCCACCAGGAGCAUCUCAAACCUCCUUUCAACAGGGCAGCCGACCAAUCACAGCACCACAACUGGACAACAAGGGGUCGAUGGGACGGCAAGACGUAAGCGCACACACACACACACACACACACACAGAGAGAGAGAGAGAGAGAGAGAAUCUGCACCGGUCAACGUCAUGGCCGGUCCCUCCAAUCCUGUGCUGUGUGUGCUGUGUCUGUGUAGCAGCAUGGUGUGUCGUCGGACUUCAUCGGGCGUGUGAUGAACGAUCCGGUGGGAGGUAGCGGGGGUGGCGGCAUGCACCCAAGUGGGAGUUUCAGCGGCAGGAUGAUGCAGGGAGCAGCGAGUGGGCUAAUGAAUUCACCCCCGGGAUCCGCACAAGCCAGACAGGUCAGUCAGUCAGUCAGCACAGGAAGCCCACCCAGCUUUAUCAGAGAGCCCUAGGACCGACGGUGGUAAGUGAUGGAUUGAUGUCCGGUGCUCAUCAGGGAUUGGUGGCACAGGCGCCCUCAUCUGAUGUGCACCUUGAUGCGUUCGAGCUGCUGGGCUCUCGGCCGACUUGAUCCCGUGACGUGAUGGUGUUUGAUGUUGCUGACUUGUCCAGUAUGCUCCUGCAAGUGCGCAACGCGACUUCUCUGAAUCUUUACUUGUG